GUUUUCUAUUGGUACUUUUAUUAUCAGAGGUACGCAUGACCAAAUCAGAGGAAAAACGAUUAGUAUUUUACUGUACGUGGGAUUUCAUAGACAGACCUGCUACGGAUACAAGUUCUCAGUAUUACCCACAACGUCGACACUAAAACGCCGAAUUUGGUAUCCAUUGGUCUGCGAGCAAAAGAUGUCAUUCCCUCCUCAUCUGAACCAGAUACCCCCAUUACCCCCUGGCAUUUCCCCCACACAGUUUGCAGGGUUCACCACAACUGUCCCUAUAGCAAGUCCAAUAAUACCAGUGCCUGUGGGAAUGAUGCCCCCCUCCACAGCGGUUUUGGUUCAGACUACAGAGCCAGUGGUUCAGAAGCUGGCAGGGCAAGUAAAGGACGUUUUAUCCACUCAUACGAAGGAAACAGAGGAUGGCACAGGUGCCAGCACAGGGCCGACCACUACAGUGUUUGUGGGAAAUAUCUCAGAAAAGGCCUCUGAUAUGCUAGUUCGGCAGUUAUUGGCGAAAUGUGGUUUGGUCCUCAGCUGGAAAAGAGUCCAGGGGGCUUCUGGAAAACUGCAAGCAUUUGGUUUCUGUGAGUACAAAGAGCCAGAGUCCACGCUGAGAGCUCUCCGGCUGCUUCAUGAGCUGCAAGUGGGUGAUAAGAAGCUGCUUGUAAAAGUGGACGCAAAGACCAAAGCUCAGCUGGACACCUGGAAGGCUAGACAGAGGAGAUCAAAUGGAGCUGCUCAGACUGAUGAAGAGACUCAUGAGGAUGAGGAGGACGAGGUUUUGGGUGAGGAGACGAAACGGCGAGAUCAGGUUGUGAAGGGUGCGAUAGACAGUCUACUCCGGGAGUACUCCAGCGAGCUCACCGCCUCCGCACAGGAUGCUGAAGCCCAGCAACGUAAGAAACGUAAAGACAAGAAGGAGGAUGAUAUAAAUGCCAUGGAGUUGGAGGAGGACAAGCGAGACCUGAUUUCCAGAGAGAUUAGCAAAUUCAGAGACACACACAAGAAACUAGAGGAAGAGAAGGAGAAAGAACGACAGCCGAUCGAAAAAGAAAGGAGAGAAAAAGACAAAGAGAGAGAGCGAGAGAAAGAACGACGUGACCGGGAGAGAGAGGAGCGUGAGAGAGAGAGGCAGAAAGACAGAGAAAAGGAGCGAGAAAGAGAGAGAGACCGUGAACGAGAGAGAACGAAAGAGAAAGAGAGAAGUCGCGAUCGCAGUAAAGAUAGAAGCAGAUCAAGGGAGAGUCGAGAAGAGAAGAAAAAAGAGCGAGAGGAGGAUGAGGAGGAAGCAUAUGAACGCCGCAAGCUGGAGCGGAAGCUACGAGAAAAAGAGGCAGCCUAUCAGGAGCGCCUGAAAAACUGGGAGAUCAGAGAGAGGAAAAAAUCAAGAGAUUACAGUAGAGAAGCAGAGAGAGAAGAGGAAAAACAUAGAGAAAUGACAAAAGAAGCCAAGCGCCUGAAAGAAUUCCUGGAGGAUUAUGAUGAUGAUAGAGAUGAUCCCAAAUACUACAGGGGCAGUGCGUUGCAGAAGCGUUUGAGGGACAGGGAGAAAGAGGUGGAAUUAGAUGAGAGAGACCGAAAAAGAGAGAAAGAUGAGCUGGAGGAGAUCAGGCAGAGACUCCUAGCAGAGGGACAUCCAGACCCCGAUGCUGAACUACAGAGGAUAGAGCAGGAGGCAUCGAGGGAGCGUCAGCCUCCUCUAAAGCAGGAACAGAGCGAGAAGAUGCUGGACGUCCCCUGUGAGGAGGAUGAAAGAAAAGGAGUUGCCGAGCAGGAGGCGUGCUCCUCUGACAAUAACAUCACAGACCGAGAGGAAGAUUAUGAGGAUGAUAACAGAGAGGCAAAGCCAUGCCUCAAGCCCACGCUCAGACCUGUUACCACGGCACCCUCCAUCUCUUCCGCCAGCGGCAAUGCCACGCCCCUCUCACCUGGCAGCGAAUCGACCCUGGGCAUCAUUGCUCUGCAUGAGAACUCUUCGCAUGAGGCUCCACCUACAGAGGAGCACAGGCCUAAAAUAGGCCUUAGUCUUAAACUAGGAGUUGUAGGCAGUCCUAAAAUGCCUCAGACAGGAAGACGGAAGGCUCUUACUGCGGUGGACAGUGUCUUUAAUAAAUUUGAUGAUGAGGAGGUGGAGGAAGCACCGAAAAAGAGGAAGCUGGUACCUCUGGACUACAGUGAGGUUGAGAGGGGAGGAUUGAGCCUAGAUGGGACAGAGGUCACAGGGUCACGGCCUGGUGUUAACACAGAAGAAAAGCGGAAACAUAUCAGGAGUCUGAUUGAGAAAAUCCCCACAGACAAACAAGAGCUGUUCAAUUAUCCACUGGACUGGAGCAUGGUGGACAUGAUGUUAAUGGACAGGAGGAUCCGUCCCUGGAUCAAUAAAAAAAUCAUAGAAUACAUUGGAGAGGAGGAAGCCACGCUUGUUGACUUUGUGUGCUCUAAGGUCAUGGCUCACAGCACACCGGCGGGAAUUCUGGAUGAUGUUGCCAUGGUACUGGAUGAGGAGGCAGAAGUGUUUAUAGUGAAAAUGUGGAGACUUCUGAUCUAUGAAACGGAAGCCAAGAAAAUUGGUCUGGUGAAAUAACACGAUGCACUGCUGAAGUGACAGUGUUAGAAAGAAGCAGGAGAGAAUUUGAGGUGACCUGGCUGCUCUCUGCCCUGCUUUAAAGCCUUUCGAUUAAAGUGCGGUGGAUGAACACCACAGAUACAGACAGCUGCACUUCCACUCUUCCUAUACUCUCUACUGUGUGUGUGUGUGUGUGUGUGUGUGUGUGGGUAUGUGUGUGCAUGCAUGUGGAAACUGUGUGUGAGUGUGUCUGCAGAAUUGGCAUGUGUCUGUUGGUCAGACAGAAUUGCCUAAAUUUUGUAAAGGCGCUGCUUUUAUGUUCAGGUUGAAGGGGCAGUUCAUGUUGCCUGGCUGUUUUCAGUUUGACUCCGUUAUAAUUAUUAUUUUAAUUAGAUUUUGUUUAAUUAUUUUUUGCUUUGCAAUUUGUUGAGCAAACAAGUUUAAUCAGGACUCCCACUUGUUUACUGGGAAGUGUGAUGACAUUUUAGAGUGCUGUAUUUAUGAGAAACAUUUAAAUUAAUAUUUUAGAGCCACUACAUGCAAAUGAAGAUAUGGGAAUUUGUUAGAAUGUGGUGUAUUUUGCACAUACCAGCCAGAUGAAGAUCUGUUUCCAUGGUGAUUGUUUUGACUUUGAAAUAUUAAAAUGUUUGAUUUUUAUAAACUGGAAAA
Triplophysa rosa is the source of this 3229-nucleotide messenger RNA. RefSeq names its product RNA binding motif protein 25a (gene rbm25a). NCBI's taxonomy places the organism in Eukaryota, Metazoa, Chordata, Actinopteri, Cypriniformes, Nemacheilidae. The transcript is spliced from 18 exons. The coding region runs from base 182 to 2578 and encodes 798 amino acids. Gene Ontology annotation, molecular function: mRNA binding. Gene Ontology annotation, biological process: regulation of alternative mRNA splicing, via spliceosome; mRNA processing. Gene Ontology annotation, cellular component: spliceosomal complex. The record is from RefSeq and is a predicted model, not a curated record.